Zasmidium cellare ATCC 36951 is the source of this 1461-nucleotide messenger RNA. RefSeq lists its product as uncharacterized. NCBI's taxonomy places the organism in Eukaryota, Fungi, Ascomycota, Dothideomycetes, Mycosphaerellales, Mycosphaerellaceae. The coding region runs from base 1 to 1461 and encodes 486 amino acids. The transcript is spliced from 2 exons. The record is from RefSeq and is a predicted model, not a curated record. Gene Ontology annotation, molecular function: histone H4 acetyltransferase activity; histone H2A acetyltransferase activity; protein N-terminal-serine acetyltransferase activity. Gene Ontology annotation, cellular component: nucleus.
AUGGCCAAGAGAAAGAGUGAAGCCGUCAGCGGCGACCUGGAAUCCGGAGGCGUAUCAAACACAACGACGAGUUCCCCGAAAUCCGCGAAGAGAUCCAAGAAGGCCGAUUCGGCUCCUCGAUCGGAUGUUAUAGACGAAGUCAAUGCUCUUGGUCGCACCGAGUUCGAGGAUCGCUAUCUCGAUUCGUUGUCUUUGGAUUACACAGAACGCGCGUCUCAAUCGCAUUGCAACCUAUGUUUCGCAAAUGACAUCUCCGAUAACGACUUUGACGACUGCUUCCACCUGAUCGACACCACCAGUCGCAAGGACUACGAAGGUAGUAGCUGGGGAUGGCAUCCGAAAAGGAAGAGGCGGGAGAUGAAGGAAAAAGAGAUGCGGUACAUUAUAGCAAAGGGAGACUUUCUCCCAGACGAAGAGGGCAAGUUGGAGAAGGAGUUUGAAGGUUUCCUGAGCUUCAUGUUCACGCACGAUUCGACGCCUUCGGUACCGGUCCUUUACAUCUACGAAAUACACCUGGCCGAGAAGGCGAGGGGCAAGGGCCUCGGUCUACAUCUACUGAAUCUUGCAGAGUCCAUGGCGCGGAGGGUGGGAGUGAAGAAAGUCAUGUUGACUUGUUUUCUGAGUAAUACAAACGCCCUGAACUUCUACAAACACCACGGAUUCCGGAAAGACGCAUGCUCGCCGGGAGAUCGAAGGACGAGGAACAAAGUCGUAAAAGUAGACUACAUGAUCAUGAGCAAAGACGUGGACGCGACUCCAGCCACCGACGGCGACAGCGCAGUGCAGGUAAUGGAAGAGGAACCCAUGGAUAGCUUGAUAUCAGACCGGACUGACGAAGUGCCAAGUCUGGACGACUGCCCUAGUGUGAUGCGCGCGUGGAUCGACGGCCUGAAACAACAGGAAUUGCUUAAUCUGGGCCUCGCAGAGGCAGAGAAGGCUCGACAUCUGCUUUCCUCGGAUCAAGACCAAGAAGCCGCCAAGCAUCGCGAUAUCCUUUCGGCGCUGUUCCAAUGCUUGAAGAGUCGCUACGAGGCGGCAAGAGACCUCGAUGAAGUCUUGAGGGAGCAGAUGUAUCAUUUGAAGAGCCAUAUCUUAGACGUCGACCGGAUGGCGGAGACGCUCGCAGCAUCGGUGCAAGACGUCAAAAGCAAGCUUCCACCGUCACCGUCUCAGCUGAACGAAGAGAGCUUCGACUGGGACAAAGCCACAGAACAGGUCUACUCCGCAUUCUACACAUUACUGCGCAAAGCCGAAGAAGUCGACAACCGCCUGGACGACAUCGUCGAACGCGAGCAGGAAGCCGACCAGCGAGAGGACGAUCUAGACGGCCGAGAAGAGGAACUCGACAGCUGGGAAAACGACAUCCACGAGCGGGAAAAGGCCUUGGCGGACCGAGAGGAGCGACUAAUGCGUUCGAAGCGUACCACGAGGACGCAGACGAGUGGGAAGGAGAGCCGGUGA